GCUGGACUGACGAUUAUCAAGAGGAGGACUUCAUAUGCAUUGCAAAUAUGCAGCCUGAGAGGUCUGGAAACUUGUGACGCAAAUCUGGGAAUGGUGGGCGCACCGCAAUACGUAGCCAAGCACGACAAGUUUUUGAGCUGCUCCUGCUAUGUAAUUCGUUUCCCGCGUGCUGGCAAACCGCGUUUUCGCAUGACAGGCAACAGUCCCUUAUUUUCCCAUCCAUGCAUCACAGAUUUAAGAGCCAUGCCAUACCAUACCAUGCCAGACAACCAUGACAAACGUGCAUUUUUCCAGACCCAGACAUAAGUAUUUGCAUUUGAUACUACAGUGACCCGCACGGCGUUACACCGAUUCUUUAUCUCGACCUUGCGGGCCGAUACCAUGGGCCUAACAAUCUUGGCUUCGGUAAGCUUCGCAUAUUCACAAGGCGUGUGCCGCUUUCGAGCGACGACAAGCAGAAGCUAGC
Amoebophrya sp. A120 is the source of this 466-nucleotide messenger RNA. The record is from the annotation of a GenBank genome assembly. Lineage: Eukaryota; Dinophyceae; Syndiniales; Amoebophryaceae.